AUGUCUCCAGGAGCCAACAGUGGUAUGUCUCAAGCCUACUUGGCAGUCAACUCGUCCACAGAUUUUGAAUGCCUUUGUGUGUUAGACGUUGUAGAUCUGCCAGAUAAUCCUGCUGGUGACCAAGGUGAUGUAUAUUCUGAGUUUAUGGAACAGCUCACGAGAUUGACCGAGGGAUGGUAUGAGACAGCUCUUCCUUGGAAGGGCAAUCAUCCUGAGUUACCAAACAAUUAUGAUGGAAACAUACAUCUCUUGAAUUCAUUAACCUGCAAGUUGCGUCAAUCCAAUAUGUUACAAGACUAUGACCGCAUCAUUCAAGACCAGUUAGGAAACAGAAUUGUUGAGAUUGCAGCUGAACUUUCAAGUGACAAGGAGUUCUACAUCCCUCACCGUCCUGUUGUGAAAGAGACUUCCGAAACGACCAAACUGCAUAUAGUCUAUGAUGCGUCAGCUCGUACUCGGCCCGAAGCACCAUCCCUCAACGAAUGCCUAUGUGCAGUCCUCCACUCCAACACCAAUUAUGGAGUGUAUCAGUGA
Messenger RNA from Paramuricea clavata, 534 nucleotides. Lineage: Eukaryota; Metazoa; Cnidaria; Anthozoa; Malacalcyonacea; Plexauridae. The record is from the annotation of a GenBank genome assembly.